Messenger RNA from Rhinopithecus roxellana (golden snub-nosed monkey), 5315 nucleotides. It is a transcript of the gene ZNF865, whose product is annotated as zinc finger protein 865. The transcript has 2 exons. Gene Ontology annotation, molecular function: RNA polymerase II cis-regulatory region sequence-specific DNA binding; DNA-binding transcription factor activity. Gene Ontology annotation, biological process: regulation of transcription by RNA polymerase II. The record is from RefSeq and is a predicted model, not a curated record. Lineage: Eukaryota; Metazoa; Chordata; Mammalia; Primates; Cercopithecidae. The coding region runs from base 1678 to 4845 and encodes 1055 amino acids.
UUCGCCAUGUUGGCCAGGCUGGUCUUGAACUCCUGACCUCAGGUGAUCCGCCCGCCUCGGCCUCCCAAAGUGCCGGGAUUACAGGUAUGGGCCAUCGCGCCCAGCCAGCAUUUUCUAAUGUAUGAUUUCUUUGCGGACCCAUUGGCAAUUUUGGAAGGUGGUGUUUCAUUUUCACAUAUCAGCAAAUAUUUGUCAAGCACCCACAUUGUGCCAGGUGCUACACUAAGUGCUGGGGUCACAGGGGCGAGCAAGACAGGCCAAGUCCUUGCUCUCCCAGAGAGGGGCCAAACAGUAAACACAGAAAAGGAAUAACAUGAGUUGGUGGCAAUAACUGUAAUGAAAAACCUGCAGCUGGAUGAGGGGUAGAGAGUGAUGGGGUGGGGAGUGCUGAGUAGAGACCCAACCAGGCUCCAGAGGCCUUGUUGAAAUCUGGGGAAGAACAUUGUAGGUAGAAAGUAACCACCACCCUCUCCUACCAGGCCCCUUGUAUAGACACCGCUCAUAACCCAGAAGACACCCCUAAAUAAAACUCUUAUCCCGAUAUUCUACCCUCACCUUCCUUCACUCGGGGAACAGCCCCCGGUCAAACACUGCUGCGGGGGCAAGGGUGGGAAUGGGGUUCAGCUGAUUGAUCCAGACUCUUACUCCGUGACGGCUGGCAACUCACUUUGCCUCUCCGUGCCUUAGUUUUCUCAUUUAUGCAAUGGCGGUAACAGCCGCCCCUAUUUCUUAGAUUUGUGGGAAGUCAGUGAAUUAAUACGUGUAACGUGCUUAGAACCGUGGCUGGCCUCUAGGAGAUGUCCCAUCAGUGACAGCUAGGAUUAACGUGUGCUCUAGUAGAGGCAAGCUAGGCAGGGCCUUCUUUCCCCAAACACUCUUACCCUUCCUCCCCAUAGUGCCCUAAAUCACCCCCUACUCCCUGCAUCCUUAUGGCCUGUGUUUGCCUUCCUGGCCAGUCAGCCCCCUCCAGAGCUGUCUCCCCAACUUAGGUUCCGCCUACAGCCUUCCAGUUACCACCCCAGCCAUGCCUGUCCUCUUUCCGGAGAUCAGAUUAAACAGAGGGGGUGUGAAGGGCAUGGGAUGUUGAGUCUUGUCCAAGGACAAGGACAUCCAGAGCUGGAGACUAAAAAUAUCUCACUCCAGGAUGGUGUUUGGGGUGGGGGUGGAAGAGACACUCCUCCCUCACCUGUGGGAGGAGAAAGCAGCCCGAUGGAUAGAGGAGAAAGGGUCCAAGCCUUGGUAGGAACCCCCUUGACCCCCACAGUGGGUUGGGCUUAGAGCCAGGCCCCCACUGGGUAGGGAUGAUGGACAGAAAGCGGGUCAGACCUCACGGGCCCUUCACCCACUGACCCUCCACCCACUUGGUGGAGGUGCUUCCCCAGGCCAGCAAGUAGCCUAAGAACCCAGAGAUCAGUUACGGGAGCUGAGGGUCUGGUGUGGUGGGGGAUAACACAUGGAUACCUGCCAUCUGGAAUGAAAAGUCGUGUAAAGGAGGUGCCAGAGAAUGAUGCUGGGGUGGAGGGGUCAGGAGAAGCCCCACUAAGGGCAAGGAUGGAACUCAAGCUCCCUGCUUCUGUUGCUAGGCUCAGCCCAGGUGUGUGAUGUCAUGGAUGGUACAAAUAGCUCAGGGGAUUGGACGCAUUCUGCUGAGGGUCUCCCGUCUCCCACCCGCCGGAGAUGGAGGCGAACCCAGCGGGCAGCGGCGCCGGGGGUGGCGGGAGCAGCGGCAUCGGGGGCGAGGACGGGGUACACUUCCAGAGCUACCCCUUCGACUUUCUGGAAUUCCUCAACCACCAGCGCUUCGAGCCCAUGGAACUGUAUGGGGAACACGCCAAGGCGGUGGCAGCCCUGCCCUGCGCGCCCGGGCCCCCGCCGCAGCCCCCGCCGCAGCCCCCUCCCCCGCAGUAUGACUACCCGCCCCAGUCCACCUUCAAGCCCAAGGCGGAGGUGCCCUCCUCGUCCUCGUCCUCGUCCUCCUCUUCGUCCUCGUCGUCGUCUUCGUCCUCUUCCUCUUCCCAAGCCAAGAAGCCCGAUCCGCCCCUGCCGCCCGCCUUCGGGGCGCCCCCUCCUCCCCUCUUUGACGCUGCUUUCCCCGCUCCGCAGUGGGGCAUCGUGGACCUCUCGGGACACCAGCACUUGUUUGGGAACCUGAAGCGAGGAGGGCCCGCGUCCGGGCCGGGGGUGACGCCUGGGCUGGGCGCUCCCGCGGGGGCCCCAGGGCCGCUUCCUGCCCCCUCGCAGACCCCGCCAGGACCCCCCGCGGCGGCGGCCUGCGACCCCACCAAGGACGACAAGGGCUACUUCCGGAGGCUGAAGUAUCUGAUGGAGCGGCGCUUCCCCUGCGGCGUGUGCCAGAAGUCCUUCAAGCAGUCCUCGCACCUGGUCCAGCACAUGCUGGUGCACUCGGGGGAGAGGCCCUACGAAUGCGGCGUCUGCGGCCGCACCUACAACCACGUGUCCAGCCUCAUCCGCCACCGCCGCUGCCACAAGGACGUGCCACCCGCCGCGGGGGGCCCUCCCCAGCCCGGCCCCCAGCUCCCGCCGCUGGGCCUCCCAGCACCGGCUGCCAGCGCUGCCACCGCCACCGCCCCCUCCACGGUGUCCUCGGGCCCUCCGGCCACGCCCGCGGCGCCCGCCCCCUCCGCAGACGGGAGCACCGCCCCUGCUGGUGUUGGGGUGCCCCCUCCCGCCGCCGGGGGCGGCGACGGCCCGUUCGCCUGCCCACUCUGCUGGAAGGUUUUCAAGAAGCCCAGUCACCUCCACCAGCACCAGAUCAUCCACACGGGCGAGAAGCCCUUCUCCUGCUCCGUGUGCAGCAAGAGCUUCAACCGCAGGGAGAGCCUGAAGCGCCACGUGAAGACGCACUCGGCCGACCUCCUGCGCCUGCCCUGCGGCAUCUGCGGGAAGGCCUUCCGCGACGCCUCCUACCUCCUCAAGCACCAGGCGGCCCACGCAGGGGCGGGCGCCGGGGGACCUCGGCCCGUGUACCCCUGCGACCUGUGCGGCAAGUCCUACUCAGCGCCGCAGAGCCUGCUCCGCCACAAGGCCGCCCACGCCCCGCCCGCCGCCGCUGCGGAGGCGCCCAAGGACGGGGCAGCCUCGGCACCGCAGCCCCCGCCUACCUUCCCCCCGGGCCCGUACCUCCUGCCCCCCGACCCUCCCGCCACCGACAGCGAGAAGGCGGCGGCGGCCGCGGCGGCGGUGGUGUACGGCGCCGUGCCAGUCCCGCUCCUGGGCGGCCACCCGCUGCUGCUCGGCGGCGCAGGGACCAGCGGGGCGGGAGGCUCGGGCGCCAGCGUCCCGGGAAAGACGUUCUGCUGCGGCAUCUGCGGGCGUGGCUUCGGGCGCCGCGAGACCCUGAAGCGCCACGAGCGCAUCCACACGGGCGAGAAGCCCCACCAGUGUCCCGUGUGCGGGAAGCGCUUCCGCGAAUCCUUCCACUUGAGCAAGCACCACGUGGUGCACACGCGCGAGCGGCCCUACAAGUGCGAGCUCUGCGGCAAGGUCUUCGGCUACCCGCAGAGCCUCACCCGCCACCGCCAGGUGCACCGGCUCCAGCUGCCCUGUGCCCUGGCCGGGGCCGCCGGCCUCCCCUCCACCCAGGGCGCAUCCGGGGCCUGUGGGCCCGGGGCCUCAGGCACGUCUGCAGGGCCCACCGAUGGGCUGAGCUACGCCUGCUCGGACUGCGGCGAGCACUUCCCAGAUCUCUUUCACGUCAUGAGCCACAAGGAGGUCCACAUGGCAGAGAAGCCUUACGGCUGCGACGCCUGCGGCAAGACCUUCGGCUUCAUUGAGAACCUCAUGUGGCACAAGCUGGUCCACCAGGCCGCCCCCGAGCGCCUGCUCCCGAGCACGCCUGGCGGCCCGCAGCCCCCGGACGGCUCCAGCGGCACGGAUGCGGCCAGCGUGCUGGACAAUGGGCUGGCGGGGGAGGUGGGAGCGGCCGUGGCGGCACUGGCAGGGGUGUCUGGGGGUGAGGACGCAGGCGGGGCGGCGGUGGCAGGGGCCGCCGGGGGUGCCAGUUCCGGCCCUGAGCGCUUCAGCUGUGCCACGUGCGGCCAGAGUUUCAAGCACUUCCUGGGCCUAGUGACUCACAAGUACGUGCACCUGGUGCGACGGACCCUGGGCUGCGGCCUCUGCGGCCAGAGCUUCGCGGGCGCCUACGACUUGCUCCUGCACCGCCGCAGCCAUCGGCAGAAGCGGGGUUUCCGCUGCCCGGUGUGCGGGAAGCGCUUCUGGGAGGCGGCCCUGCUGAUGCGCCACCAGCGCUGCCACACGGAACAGCGGCCGUACCGAUGUGGCGUGUGCGGCCGAGGCUUCCUGCGCUCCUGGUACCUGCGGCAGCACCGCGUGGUCCACACUGGCGAGCGGGCCUUCAAGUGCGGCGUGUGCGCCAAGCGCUUCGCGCAGUCGUCCAGCCUGGCAGAGCACCGGCGGCUGCACGCUGUGGCCCGGCCCCAGCGCUGCAGCGCCUGUGGCAAGACCUUCCGCUACCGCUCCAACCUGCUGGAGCACCAGCGGCUGCACCUGGGCGAGCGCGCCUACCGCUGUGAGCACUGCGGCAAGGGCUUCUUCUACCUGAGCUCCGUGCUGCGCCACCAGCGCGCCCACGAGCCGCCGCGGCCCGAGCUCCGCUGCCCCGCCUGCCUCAAGGCCUUCAAGGAUCCCGGCUACUUCCGUAAGCACCUGGCUGCCCACCAGGGCGGCCGGCCCUUCCGCUGCUCCUCCUGCGGCGAGGGCUUCGCCAACACCUACGGCCUCAAGAAACACCGCCUAGCGCACAAGGCCGAGAACCUCGGGGGGCCUGGAGCAGGGGCGGGCACCUUGGCCGGAAAGGAUGCCUGACCGAGGGGUUCCCAUCCCACUCCCAUCAGAAGCCCCCUUCUGGACUCCCACCUCCCGGGACUGAUCAGACUCUCCCCCCUCCUCGCUGUUGCCCCAUCCCUCAGAACUUCAGACGGACUGGCGACCUUCAGGGCGCACGCCCGACAGGCUCAAGACUGAAUCACUCCCAUCCUCGACCUCUCUGCCCUCCCCUCAUCCCAUCAGACACUGAACCCAUCCUCCGUCCAACCCUCGUUUGUGAGCCUCAUCAGCCCCCGUCCCAGCAGCGCUCUGCCCCCAGUUAAGUUUUGGCGGAGAUGGGUCUGAACCGCCCCUCCCCCUCCUUUGGAAUCUGGCUGGACAAUGGAGUAUGAGCAGAGUUGGGAGGGUACAAGGGGGUGCUGGGUGCUCUUUGGGGUGGGGGGGUGGGGGGCGGGGUGGCAGACGCGGCUUGUACAGAGCGGAGAAUAAUAAAUCUUACCAUGAGGGCC